Messenger RNA from Myotis lucifugus (little brown bat), 922 nucleotides. It is a transcript of the gene PIGX, whose product is annotated as phosphatidylinositol glycan anchor biosynthesis class X. The transcript is spliced from 7 exons. NCBI's taxonomy places the organism in Eukaryota, Metazoa, Chordata, Mammalia, Chiroptera, Vespertilionidae. The coding region runs from base 1 to 861 and encodes 286 amino acids. Gene Ontology annotation, cellular component: endoplasmic reticulum membrane. The record is from RefSeq and is a predicted model, not a curated record. Gene Ontology annotation, biological process: GPI anchor biosynthetic process.
AUGGAUGCCCUCUCGGCAGGCUCCUCCUUCCGCGUUUCCUCCAGGCGCGCUCCUCGCCGGCGCACGCUCUCCGGCGUCCUGGCUGCCCCGGCCGCGGUCGCGGUGGUCCGAGCGGUGGCCUGGCUGCUGCUCUGGGUGGCAGCCGAGCUCGCCUGCAAGUCCUCCGCGGCCCUCGCUGCCGCCCACACCGAUGCGGGCAUAAAGGCCAGUUGUUCUGAAAUUAUUUUGCGGCAAGAAAUUUUGAAAGAUGGUUUCCACAGAGACCUUUUAAUAAAAGUGAAAUUUGGAGAAAGCAUUGAGGACUUACAGACCUGCCGACUCUUAAUUAAACAGUACAUCCCAGCAGGACUUUUCGUGGAUCCAUAUGAGUUGGCUUCAUUACGAGAGAGAAACAUAACAGAGGCAGUCAUGGUUUCAGAAAAUUUUAAUAUAGAAGCUCCAAACUACUUGUCCAAGGAAUCUGAAGUUCUCAUUUAUGCCAGACAAGAUUCACAGUGCAUUGAUUGUUUCCAAGCUUUUUUGCCUGUGCACUACCGCUAUCAUCGGCCACAUAGUAAAGAUGGAGAAACCUUUAUUGUGGUCAGUAACCCGGAUUUACUGAUGUAUUGUGACCAAGAGUUUCCAAUUUUGAAGUGCUGGGCUCAGUCAAAAGUGGCAGCUCCUUGUACUUUGAAGAAUAAGGAUAUUUGCCAAUGGAACAAUAUGAAAUAUAAAUCAGUGUAUAAGAAUGUGACUCUACAGGUUCCAGUGGGACUGACUAUACAUACCACUUUAGUAUGUUCUGUAACUCUACUUAUUACCAUCCUGUGUUCUACUUUGAUUCUUGUGGCUGUUUUCAAAUAUGGCCAUUUCCCCCUAUAAGUUUUCUGCAAUUAAAUGCUUUCCAUAAACCUAAAUAAGACCUAAUCGUUUGUGAUUAGAA